This is a messenger RNA of Rhagoletis pomonella (apple maggot), 1666 nucleotides long. RefSeq names its product U4/U6 small nuclear ribonucleoprotein Prp31-like. The transcript is spliced from 7 exons. Gene Ontology annotation, cellular component: precatalytic spliceosome; U4 snRNP; U4/U6 x U5 tri-snRNP complex. Gene Ontology annotation, biological process: mRNA splicing, via spliceosome; spliceosomal tri-snRNP complex assembly. Lineage: Eukaryota; Metazoa; Arthropoda; Insecta; Diptera; Tephritidae. Bases 107 to 1627 code for a protein of 506 amino acids. The record is from RefSeq and is a predicted model, not a curated record.
GAUUGGAAGCUGACAUCGAACGUUUUGCAAACGAUUUUCUUCUGGUUAGGCGGCGUUGUUUUCUAAUUAAUUAAAGCUUGGAGGGCCUGCAUUAAAAACUUAAAAAAUGUCUUUAGCCGACGAACUAUUGGCUGAUCUCGAGGAAGACAAUGACAACGAAAUUGAUGAGCUGCAAAAUUGUACAUUUUUGCAGAUGGAUGAGGAUGAGGAGGCAGCGCAGGAGAUAACAGAAAAGCUUCUCAAGCCACAGGUAAAUCUCAUGGAAGUUGAUGUGCAGGUGCAAUCCGUACGAGAGCUCUGCAAAUUGCGCGACUCUGAACGUCUGCAGUACGUGCUGAAACAAAUCGAGCAAUAUGGUAGCAGACAGCGUACCUCAGCGGAGAUGCUGGGAAAUGUGGAAUCAGACCCUGAAUAUCAGCUUAUCGUGGAGGCCAAUGCUAUAGCGGUGGAUAUUGAUAAUGAAAUCUCAAUUAUACACAAAUUUGCCAAAGAGAAAUAUCAAAAGCGUUUUCCCGAACUGGACUCGCUGAUUGUUGGCGAAAUUGAGUAUUUGUAUGCGGUGAAAGAGUUGGGCAAUGACCUUGAGCAGGUGAAGAACAAUGAGAAAUUGCAGGCCAUACUAACGCAAGCUACUAUUAUGAUUGUGUCAGUUACAGCGUCAACAACGCAAGGCACUGAACUGACACCUACCGAAAAGGCCCAGAUUGAUGAAGCCUGCGAAAUGGCAAUCGAUUUGAACAAUUUUAAAUCACAAAUUUAUGAAUACGUAGAAAGUCGCAUGACCUUUAUUGCGCCCAAUCUUUCCAUGAUCGUGGGUGCAUCGAGCGCAGCAAAACUGCUGGGCAUAGCUGGUGGUUUAACAAAACUAUCAAAAAUGCCUGCUUGUAAUGUACAAGUGUUGGGCUCACAAAAGAAAACUUUAUCUGGUUUUUCGAAAACGCAAAUGCUACCACACACAGGAUAUGUUUACUUCUCACAGAUUGUGCAAGAUACAUCACCGGAUCUUCGUCGCAAAGCAUCGCGUUUGGUUGCUGCCAAGGCCGUACUUGCUGCACGCGUAGACGCUUGUCACGAAAGUGUGCAUGGUGAAUUUGGCUUGAAGUUCAAAGAAGAUAUUGAGAAGAAGCUGGAUAAGUUGCAAGAACCACCGCCAGUUAAGUUUAUCAAGCCACUAUCCAAGCCGAUUGAGGGUAGCAAGAAGAAACGUGGUGGCAAGCGUGUGCGCAAGAUGAAAGAGCGUUAUGCACUCACAGAAUUCCGUAAGCAGGCAAACCGCAUGAACUUUGGCGAUAUCGAUGAGGAUGCUUACCAAGAGGAUUUGGGUUAUACACGCGGUACGAUUGGGAAAACUGGUACUGGCCGUAUACGUUUGCCACAGGUGGAUGAGAAGACUAAGGUGCGCAUCAGCAAAACGCUACAGAAGAAUUUGCAGAAGCAACAAGUCUAUGGUGGCAGCACGACAGUGAAGCGACAGAUUUCCGGAACUGCUUCAAGCGUUGCUUUCACCCCGUUGCAGGGAUUGGAAAUCGUUAAUCCGCAAGCUGCUGAGAAAUCGCAGGCUGAACAGAACGCAAAAUACUUUUCUAAUACGUCUGGUUUCAUAUCUGUAGGCAAACGAACCACUUAAAAUGCUACCAAUAAAUUAAGAGUAAUUAAUUCAAUUAAA